This is a messenger RNA of Phlebotomus papatasi, 1611 nucleotides long. RefSeq lists its product as uncharacterized. The coding region runs from base 1 to 1611 and encodes 536 amino acids. The transcript is spliced from 2 exons. The record is from RefSeq and is a predicted model, not a curated record. Lineage: Eukaryota; Metazoa; Arthropoda; Insecta; Diptera; Psychodidae.
AUGACAGACUACCUACAAUGCGUUAUGGACAAUCAUGGACCCAACAUAGUGGCGGAUCUCAAGGCUUACAUGCGAAACCGUCGAAAGUUCGCACGGAUGAUUGCAAGAAGGAAGUUUUUGCUGCACUGCAGAAAAACAGGCGUAAUGCCAUCACACAUCAUCAACAAUGUAAGAUGCCUUUACCAGACAAUUUCGAGACAGUCACCAUUCAACAGACAGAUUGACAACAUGAUUAAAUGCUUUCAACAUAAAAUUUUGAGCAUGGAGAUCAAGGUAACCUUCUGGGAGAUUCGAGAGAUCAAAGAUCAAUUAACGGUACUACAGCACAAGUUGAUAGAAACUCAAGUCGUGGCAAUUCAGAGCUUUCUACUUGUCCAAGAACAAGUUUUUUGGCGCGUUUUCCAAAGAGCCACACACACUCAUAUCAACAAGUUCAAUGUAUUACGGAUGAAACAGCUGGGACAGGUCAUCAAUAUGCCGUCUUCUGAAUGGGUGGUGAACAGCACAGAUGCACAACUACCACAUGAGGUGAAGAUGUUGUUGGGUCUUAGCCCUAGAUUUUCCCUUCCGUAUGGCCAAUUACCACCACAAGUAGUGUUACAUAUGCUUGCAGAAAUUGAAGAUGUUAUACACUUAUUACCUAACGAUGACAACAAUAAUAACAAAAAGCGUAUGAUUAGAUCAAAAAUAGCACAACUUAUCAACACACGAUUAACAAAUCACAGACUUAAUCCCCAUGACAAAUAUUUCCUACAUUUACAAUCAGAAACAAGAAAAUUCAUUCAAGAAAACAGAAAUCUUAUUAUUACACGUUCUGACAAAGGGAACAAGACGGUUCUCAUGUGGAAAGAGGAUUAUGAGGUAAAAAUGGGAAAUAUUGUGGCGGACGAGGGCACGUACAAGAGAAUCGCAAGAGAUCCGACAAUUACAACUGAGAACAUGAACAACACGCUAGUAAAAAAGAUGCAUGAUAAAAAAUACAUUGACUUUAUCACUAAAAAAGAGCUAACAACCCACAAUUCAAGAGCCCCACGAAUAUAUGGCCUACCAAAGACGCACAAAGAGAAUAUGCCACUUAGACCUAUUGUCUCAUGCAUAAACUCUCCAACAUAUGCAUUAUCAAAAUUUAUAACCAACAUCUUAAAACCAAUAAUGAACAAAGGAGGAUAUAAUGUAACGGACUCUUUUGAAUUUGUGGACCGGAUCUCAAGCAUCGUGGUUCCGGAGAACUUUGUGAUGAUUAGCUUGGACGUCGUGUCACUGUUCCCCAACAUCCCACGCAAUCUUGCCUUGCGGAUAGCUGAGGAUCUUUGGGACGACAUAAGAUCACACACACCAAUUCACAAGGAACUUUUUAUGGAGAUACUGGCUUUUUGUCUUCAAACUAGCUACUUCACCUUCAGGGGGCAAUACUACUCACAAACCGAUGGGAUGCCAAUGGGAGGCCCCCUAUCCCCAGCCAUUGCUGACUUGGUCAUGGACUUCGCACUAACCAACAUAAUGGAAUCCAUCCAGAAUGCUGAGUUAUUACUCACAACACCCUCUCCAACAGAAAAUCGGGACAGCAAUAGGGCUCAUCAAACGUGUACAAAGAUUAACAACAAUCAAUGA